AUGUCUGCUGCCGACCAAGUCUCGGACGAAGUCGCCCUGGACUUUCAGGAAUCGCUGCAAGACCUUCAGAACAACAACAGAUAUGAAAUUAGCAACUUGACUAUCAUCGCCAAGGAGAAUACCGAACAUGCCCAAGCUAUAGCUAUGGUUUUGGAAAAGCACAUCAAGACGACUGCCCCUGGACGCAAGCUACCUGCACUUUAUGUACUCGAUUCUAUCGUGAAGAAUGUUGGCACACCAUACACGGUCUACCUUGGAAGGAACCUCUUCUCUACCUUUAUGGACUCAUACACUCUUGUAGAUAGCCAUACAAGGAAAAGCAUGGAAGCUAUGUUGAAGACUUGGAAGGAGCCAGUGCCUGGAUCCAUGGACCCUCGACCGGUCUUUCCUGCAGAUGUCACCCGCACCAUCGAGAAUGCGCUUAUCAAGGCAAGAACGGCCGCGGUGCAACUCCAAACCAGAAAUCGCACUCCUCUCGGAAUUCCAGGAAGGCCCAUGUCAUCGGCAUACAGAAACACACCUACUCCGCCACACAACGCUGGUCAAUUCCUUCCCCCUCCGCAAGACGCCUAUCAAAAUGGAUUCCGCAGUCAACAGCCCACGCCUCAGCAGUUUCCUUCAAACCAGCUGCCUCCUGACAUCGCGCGCUCGAUAUCGGCCGCACUCAAUCCGCAAGAUGAUCUGAACAAGCUGAAAGCCGACAUUCAUGGCUUGAUCGCUGGCUUCCAAACAGAGUUUGCUCGCAACCCAUACGACUCACAGGUACAGACUAAGCUCAAGGCUCUUCUUGAUCUCCAGGCUGUCGUACAGACACAGCAGCUCAACCCUGACGCAAUUGGCAUGAUCAAGAAGCAAGUGGCACAACUGCAAGCCGUUCAAUCACAACCUCUCCCACCUCCUUCCGCUACGCCUCAACAACCGCAGUGGCAAGCUCCGACUCCUGUUGGUCUCCCCUUCCCGCCUCCGCCACCCAUUCCUCAUGGCUUCGCACCUACCCCGUCAGCUCAGCCACCUGUCGCCCCUCCAGCCUUUGCACCAGGUAUCCUUGAGCAGUUGCUAGCAUCCACUGCCAAUGGUCAGAAGCCCAGCACACCUGUGGUCCAGGCCGCCUUGAACUCAAUGCCACCCCCACCCACCACACAAUCACCACGGACGGCUGCCGUAACCCCUGCUGGUCCGACUGGCAACCCUCUUCUCGAUGCUCUCCGUGCUGCCAAUAUCCUCCCUGCAUCCAAUAAUGCUACUCCUACACCUGGAUUGGCCCCUCCUGUUCCUCCACCAGCAGCUCCUGCCCCCGCUCUUUCUAUCCUUCAACAACUCCAAGGUCUUGCACCGAAGCUGCCUACGCCUUUACCACCUCCGGGCACUCCAGCCAAGGUCCGCAUUCCUUUGAAUGCUGCAGCACUGAAGAGCUUCCGCCCAGAGGUCGUCCACACGCUGUACGACGCGCAACCAAACCAAUGCACUACGUGCGGUCGCCGCUUCUUGUCCACUGACGAGGGUCGCGCUCAAAAGGCCCGCCAUCUCGACUGGCACUUCCGCAGCAACCAGCGUAUCGCUGACGCAGCCCUUGCUGCCGGCCUAACCCGCAGCUGGUACAUCGAUGAGAUAGAAUGGAUUCGCCUGCGCGAAGUCGACGCUUCCUCAGCUGCUGCCGACACAAACUCCACCAGCACAACUACCGCCAAACCCAUCAGCGUACGCGAAAAGUACAUCCCUGCACCUACUGGAGCAGCAGCCAACGCCACCUGCCCAAUCUGUCAAGAAAAGUUCGAGCCUGUCUGGCACGAUGAAGCUCAAGAAUGGGUCUGGAUGGAUGCCGUCAAGGUCGGCGGUCGCGUGUUCCACGCUUCUUGCCACGAUGAGGUCAAGAGAGCUGGUGGUGGUGAUAGGGGUAGAAGUACUACUCCUGAGGCUGCAGGCGUGCUCGGGAAGCGAAAGGCCGAGGCUGAUCUGGCCAACCUGAAGACGAAGUUGAAGAGAGAAGUUGCUGCAUAA
This is a messenger RNA of Aureobasidium pullulans EXF-150, 1998 nucleotides long. RefSeq lists its product as uncharacterized. Gene Ontology annotation, cellular component: cytoplasm; mRNA cleavage factor complex. Gene Ontology annotation, biological process: termination of RNA polymerase II transcription. The transcript has 4 exons. Bases 1 to 1998 code for a protein of 665 amino acids. Gene Ontology annotation, molecular function: mRNA binding; RNA polymerase II complex binding. The record is from RefSeq and is a predicted model, not a curated record. Lineage: Eukaryota; Fungi; Ascomycota; Dothideomycetes; Dothideales; Saccotheciaceae.